Molecule: messenger RNA, 2513 nt
Organism: Homalodisca vitripennis (glassy-winged sharpshooter)
Lineage: Eukaryota; Metazoa; Arthropoda; Insecta; Hemiptera; Cicadellidae
Product: kinesin-like protein KLP2
Exons: 1
Coding region: 303-1613 (436 amino acids)
Biological process (GO): microtubule-based movement
Cellular component (GO): kinesin complex; microtubule
Molecular function (GO): microtubule motor activity; ATP binding; ATP hydrolysis activity
Source: RefSeq, a predicted model, not a curated record
UACUUGUCACACAAUACUUAAACAAAAAUACGACACUGCCUGUAUUUUACCUUGUGCAAAGCGCCAAUAAUUCAGAACAAACUUAAAUUUUUCGUGUGGAACAAACCUGUUCCGUAGCAAGUUAACAUUAACAGAUCAUCUCCAUCCCUUAAACUUUGGAAAUGGUUAAAUUAACACAGAUACAAGCAAUUUAUCAAAAUCGUGUAAGUUUUACAAAAUUAAUUAAGUUUUACAUUAAUUUUAGAAAGUUAAACAAAACUGCUUAAGUUAUGGUUACAAUUCGUUGAUAUUUUAAAUCAAAGAUGGUUUCCGUAAAUUCAAAACAAAGACCAAUCUUAUUUGUACGUAUUCUGCCUAGCACCAAAUUUGAUUGGGAUUGUUUAAAAAUUGAUGUUGACAGUCAAUGUUUGUACGUACGUCACGUAUACGAAUUUCAUAGUUCACUUAACGUGAAAACAUCACCAAAGUUUCUGUGCUAUAGAACUGACGGGAUUUUUUCAAACUGUUGUCAAAGUGAAGUUUAUGAAUCUGUUGUUAAUCAACUUAUAGACAACAUCUACUUGGGUAUAGACAGCGUGAUAGUAAGCUAUGGCCAGAAUAAUUCAGGUAAGUCAUUUACAAUGACAGGUUUAUAUAACCAAUUUGAAUUAAGAGGAAUUGUUCCUCGGUUCUUAAUUGAUUUAUUCAAAGAGGAACUUAAAAGACGGGAAGAUUUCAAUUCUCAGAUAUUUAUGAGUGCUAUCGACAUCCAGAAGAGUUCUGUUUAUGAUCUUCUUGAACGCCAGAAGAAACUUUCCAAAUUACCAAAAGACGUCAAGUCAGUUAAACUUGAAUCAGACCUUCAAGGGUUGGAAUUUAUGUUCAAAGCUGAAGCUCUGAGAAUGACUAUUAGAGAAAAAACAUACAAUGCACAUUCUGGUACUAACGUGAUAACGUUUACAGUACAAUUAACACCACUAAAUGCCCAUGAAAGUAACAAGAUCGGUAAGGUCCAUUUUGUCGAUCUUGCAGGAGUAGAAACAGUUCAGAGGAACCCGUUAACUUCAUUCAAAGACAAAGACAUUCAGGGUCCUGCCAAUUUAUCUAAAACCCUACUAGAGAUUUUUGCCUUAAGAUCUCAGAAAUGUAAAAACUUAAAAUCUAAUCAGUUUAUGGCAAACCAGAGGCUCAAUGCAUUAACACAAUAUCUAGACAGAUCCUUGUCGCCAGCUUCUUGUAUCAAAUUGAUUUGUCACAUCCGCCCAAACCACGAAGAUCUAAUGAUGACUCUCUCACUUUUGAAGUUUGCUAGAGUUUUCCAGGACAUACCUAAAGUAGUACCUGAAUUACAUACAGAAUUAAGUUUUGAAAAAACAAUAGAGGGUCUUCAGGAUAUUGUAAAGAGCCUCAAAGAUGAAUUAUUAACAAGAGAUAUGUGGGGUGAGCUCUCAUCUAUGAAAAUUACACAAGGAAGACUUGAUUUUGUUAGACGCAGAGUUGAAUUGUAUGUAAAAGGAGAUCUCAACGAAUUUGAACUGCUUUCUUCUGUGAACGAUUGUAGUCUUAUUUUAAAUAUUAUGAAAAAUAUUUUCAGGGAUAAAACCAGAGGUAACGUCUACCCCUCAGCAAACUGAGGAUGACUUUAUAUCUAGAAGGAAAAGUGAUGGUGAUAGAAAGGAGCAAUACCGAAGAGAAUCUGUGUUGAAAAAAUCAAUGACUAGAGAUAAAACUGGAUCAAUUUCUUCUCUAAAAAAAGUUGUAUUCGAAAACCCUAAAGAAACCAACAAAACAGAUGCAGCCAGCAAGGGUAAAAAGACAGAUAAAAAGAAAAAGAUUCCAGAUAAACCAGAGUUGGUAUCUCAAGAAGUUCAAGUUAAUUUGAUUGAGCCACACUCAGAACUACCCCAAGUGGACAGUAGAGAGGCUGUCUGGGCAAUGUUUAUCAUCAGCAGACCAGAUUUACAAAUUCAAAUAGAUCGUUUAAACUCGUUAGUUGUAGAGAAACAAAAUAAAUUGGCAAAAGAAACUCUUAAAGUUGAUGAUAUAAAAAUGACCAUGAACCAAACAAAACUUACACUCCAGCAUCUUUCAGUCACAAGAGCGUUUGUUGAUGAAGGGGUUCAUGAAACCAACGAUUCAACGUUAACUGAUGAAGAAAUAAAAUUAAUAAAAUUAUUAAAAUCACUUCAAAAUGAAUCAGUUGUCCACCAGCAACGAUUAAUUGAAGCACAAACGGAUUGGCUGGAAGCCCUUGAAAAGUUAGACAGUGAGAAACAAAUUAUCGAAGAGACAUUUAGAGAGUUUUGCCAAUCUAAUAAUUAUUUGGCGCUGAAUGAUAAGAUUUCCUUACAAGAAACAAUUGAAGUAAGACAGAGUAAAAGCUCCACGUUGGACUUACCAAACUAUGAAGAACAAAACAAAUACAUUAGUUUUCAACAGAAAUACCUCCACAUGGCUAAGACACAUAACUAAAACUUACAUUAACUGAUUGUUAUGGUUAGAAAUACACAAUUUUGAAAUUAAUCCAGUUUUAA